CUCAUUGACAACUUCUGUACACGACAUAACGCAUAUAUUCGGUCCAUCUCAAGGCGAACGCCAUUCAGUCCACCAUUCUCUACGCCUGGAGUUGUGAACAGGACAGCUUCGUCAAUUGAUAUAGCAAUCCCGACGUCACUCGAUACAAUACCCGAUUAUUUACAGGUUGCGGUGGACGGUCUCCUACGACAUCUAGAAAGAAGUGUCAUGCUGCAAGUGCGGGAUAUCCCUCGGCAUACACCAUCGCCUGGCGACGCGCGGGUAGCCGUGCUCUUCAGUGGGGGUAUUGAUUCGACGGUCCUUGCAUACUUUGCGCAUCAGCAUUUACCUCUAUCUGAACCAGUGGAUCUUCUAAACGUCGCCUUCGAGAACCCGCGUAGAGAACGGGCUCGUUCUGCGAAGACAAACAAACCAGACAGAAAAUCUAACCAGGUCGAUGAAGAUGUUCUGCUGCCAGCUGCGAAUGGAGGUGGAGCAUACAUGGUCCCUGAUAGGGUGACAGGCCUUACAGAGGUUGAAGAAUUGAAGCGUGUUUGCCCUGGUCGUACGUGGAACUUUGUCGAAAUCAACGUUCCGUUCGAGGAAACGCAAGCCGCUCGCUCAGUCGUGGAGGCUUUGAUGUGGCCUAGUCGCACUGUUAUGGACCUGAGCCUUGCAAAUGCCUUAUACUUUGCUUCGCGUGGGGUAGGCGUGGUUGACGGUCGUCCUUACACCAGUCCUGCGAAGGUGCUCCUUAACGGCUUCGGAUCCGACGAGCUUAUGGGCGGUUACGGGCGGCAUCGGAGCGUCUUCAACUCCGGCGGAUGGCCGGCCCUCAUUGCAGAGCUUCAGCUCGAGAUUGACCGAAUUCCGACUCGGAACGUGGGCCGGGACGACCGCGUCAUCUCGGCACAUGGCAAGGAGACACGUCAUCCGUUUUUGUCCCUAUCGCUGGUAUCCUACCUCGCGGGCCUACCGGUGCACCUGAAGACGGAUCUACGGGCACCCCCGGGUAUCGGGGAUAAGAUGCUGCUGAGGCUGGCGGCGCGAAAACUGAACCUGGUAGAGGUGAGCACGAGGAAGAAGAAGGCGAUGCAGUUCGGGACGCAUUCGGCUCGUAUGGAAGGUGGUGCCACAGAGAAGAAGGGGACGUUACUUGUAGGGUAGAAUACGCAACUCAAAUGCCGCACAGCCGCAAACA
This is a messenger RNA of Punctularia strigosozonata HHB-11173 SS5, 1180 nucleotides long. Its product is annotated as asparagine synthase. Gene Ontology annotation, molecular function: asparagine synthase (glutamine-hydrolyzing) activity. The record is from RefSeq and is a predicted model, not a curated record. The transcript has 8 exons. Lineage: Eukaryota; Fungi; Basidiomycota; Agaricomycetes; Corticiales; Punctulariaceae. The coding region runs from base 208 to 1146 and encodes 312 amino acids.